Molecule: messenger RNA, 6147 nt
Organism: Ruditapes philippinarum (Manila clam)
Lineage: Eukaryota; Metazoa; Mollusca; Bivalvia; Venerida; Veneridae
Exons: 5
Coding region: 845-4198 (1117 amino acids)
Molecular function (GO): metal ion binding
Source: RefSeq, a predicted model, not a curated record
AUCUGAUGGACCUCUCUGUCUCUCUCUGUCUGUCUCUCUCUUACUCUUAUUUAUAAUAUUCAUAGUGACUUAGACAGAAUGAGAAUAAUCAGGUUUAUGUUAGAUUCUUCUAUAUAUCGGUUUUAUAGCCGUAGCUAAGUAUAUGGAACUUUAGCGUGGCAUUUUUGUGCACUACAUUAUAAUGAUAUACAUGUAUACAAAUUGUAUUCGCUCUAAGAAUAUCAGCUAAAGAAAAAUCAAUAAGCAUGAUCGUCAUUAGUUUAUUUUUGUAUCAUGCAUAAUUAUAUACAAACCUUUUUAUUCAUGGACCACAUACUAGGUUUUUAUCAGUGUAUACAAGAGCGAAUUCAAGUGUUUUUUUUUCUUCUUCGAAAACCGGAUUUGACACAAAUUCAAUAUCUUUAUAUUAUCACUUGAACAAACAUAUGCGAUGCAAUUGUUUUCUUUUAUUUUUUCUGGCUAAACAAUGCAUACUACUGAAAGACGCUUUAAUUUCAGUGUAAAAUUUACAGAUAAUUAACAGGAAAAAUUGCGUAUUGACACAUUUCAAAUAUAUCACGUUUGUAUAUCAUUUAGCCAAUGACUUGAUUUCAUAUUUUAUUAUGCAACGAUCAUUUUCGGGAAACCAAUAAGAAAGGAUUAGUUUAAAUACCAGAGAUCAAAGCUGUAAUACGUUUUUGAAAAUAAAUACUGUCAAGUUCUAAAAAUAACGCAAGUAUAUCAUUUAAAUUUAUCGAUAUGUAGAUAAACCAAGUGUUUACUGAAAACGUUGAUAAAUCAGUUAUUUGGCGAUUGGGACGUUAAAUCAAUUGUAUUAUACAAGGUGUUGGCAGGAAACGAGAGAAUGAAUGCUGAAGGAAUCAGGAAUAACAGUGACGAAACGCCAGAGAGUAAAAACAACACAGAGAAAGUCAGUGGUGACGAAUUCCUUGAAGUGAAAACGGAAAUGUUAAGUGAUAGAAUUUUACGGUACGACAGAGACUUCCUUCUACAGUUUGAACAAGACAAAGGUGUAUCUACAAUGCCUAUAACUCUACCAGUAAUACCUGAUAUAUUCCCAAAUAAAAGUACUAAGCAGACUAAAUAUAAGCAUUGCAGAGACAAAGAGUCGAGACAGAAAAUUAUAGAGCAUGAUAUGGAAAGAGAAACGUUUGAUGAUACAGAAGAUACGUCAUUUUCGGGACGACAUUCGAGCUCGACAGAAUCGGAGAAUCAGGGACCGGCAGACACAUUCGAGUACAACGAUACCUGCUAUAUUGUUGUCGACUUCGAUGGAAUAAAUGAUGAUUCCAUUGAAGAUAAUAAGACUCCUAUAGAAACUCUACCCUCAAAUACUGGAGCGUUGUCUGAGUAUGAAUCGGAGGGAAAUGAUAAAGAUAAGAAAGCAAAAGAACACUAUAUGACGAGUGACCAUAGGAAAGAUAGGAAGAGAUAUUCUGAAACUAAUAACGCGAAGCUAGAAUCCCAUCAUAAACGUAGACGGUCAUCAUCACAUGGACAUGAUGAAAGCGACAGAAUUAAAUCCUCUUCAAAUAGCAGAAGCCAUAACUUUAGUUAUAGACAUAAGAGGAAUGCUAGUAUCAGAAAACAAAAACGUUUCAUAGAUAGGCACUAUGAGAAGUCACCAGGAUAUAAAAGUAAGGUUGAUUUACAUGAUGCUUUUCAGAGCAUGUCACAUUAUAGGUGUGAAGUUGUUGGCGAAAAGCGCAUCACACAAGGCCAAGGUAGUUAUAAAGGAAAGGAAGAUGUCAACAAUAAGCAAUCAGAACACAUUCGUCCAAUUCUAUAUGAAAAUGGAGUAUGUAUAAAACCUGAGUCAGAUGACGCUAGAAAUGAAGUGCAAGAUCUACAGUUAUCACCAGUGAGUGAGCGGGCUUUGUCACCAUACGCUGACUUUACAGGAUUCUUUAAUAAUGAAGAAAAGCAUACAAAUGGUUUAAAAACUGAAAGAAAUUGUCUUAAUGAAGUUAAAUAUCUCCAAAAUAAAGAAACUGAGAUUGGAAGCACACGAAAUGAACAGUGCGAGAACGGAAAUAAUCUUACUACAGGACAAAACCCACCGACCAAUUAUGAAAAUAAUAACUUUUUAAAAAACGCACCUAUACCUUACAGUGUAACCCCGUAUGGUUACAACAACAUUCAACAGGCGUACUGCAGGAUGCCGUUUCAAACACAACCUGUCUUCCAAUACAGAAAUCCAGCUCCUAUAUACCCAGUUCCAAAUGCUUAUUGUGUGUCACCCUUUGUUCCGAAUAUCCAAGAUCCAAAUAGAAGCAAUAGCUACAGCAAUUUUAAAGGCAGGGGUCAACAAAAUCAAAAUAAUAUUGUGAUAAAGGAACCAACAUCAGUUCAAUGUGGCAAAAACGAGUAUUACUGGAUAUCGCCUGAAACCGUGGAUUCACUACCAUUAAAAGUAAAGAAGAAGAUAGUUUCCACCGUGUACCGAGUAAUGGUUGAGGGAGAAGAUUUGGAAUUUUCUCCUGUUAACAUUUUGAGUAUGAUGAAACAAAGUAGCCCAGUUAAAGUUGGGUUUGCCACGGAGGAUACAUUGCUUGAUCUUUUGAAACGCAAUGAAGAUAAAUUCUUAUUUCAGAAACGUACGCAUAUGAUAUCGCCUAAAACAAAUAUCAACCUUUGUCCCACAUUCACAAAUAACCCUUAUAGUAAGCACGAAUGUAUGGAUUUACAUAUAUGUAAAUAUCACCUCCUUGGAUGUUGCACAGUGGAGAAGUGCAAAUUCAGUCACAAGCUGAACUCCAAUCACAACGUUAAAGUACUUAAAUCUUAUGACCUUUGGAAAAUCGAUGAGAGGCAUAUUAAAAGAUUACUGCAGAAUCUAAACAAUAGAAACAUUUCAACUACACCACUUGUGUGCAAGUUUUACAAUAAUGAAGGAGGUUGUCAAAAGGGAGAAUUUUGUAUGCAUUUACAUGUUUGUACACAUUUCAUCAAUGAUGAUUGUAUGUUUCAAUCAAAAUGCAAAAGAUUGCAUGAUCUUAAUAACCAACAGGUGAGGAAUGUCCUAGAAAAACAUGGGAUAUUUCCAGAGAAAUCAAACUUUGACAAAAUUCGAAACCUGAUUAAAGCAACAUUGGCUGACGGAGGAGUUAAACUGAAAAGGGAGCUUUCAACAUACCAAAAAUCUAAAGAAGAAAAAGUCAUAAAUAGUAAAACAAUCAACCAUUGUUCAACUUUACCAAAGAUUCGUUCAUCAGGAACAUAUGAGAAUUCAAAAUUAUCAAAAGACAUACGAAUCAAUAGUAAAAACAAAAAUAUAGAUAUGCAAGACACAGGGUCAAUCUGCUCGGACAAACUCCCUCAAAAACCAAAAGACACAAUACAGUCAAAGGGUUCUGAAUUUGAGAUGAGUUCAUUGCCAGAUUUCAUAUCUUUAGACACUUCGGAAAACGAUGUUGUCAUGUCAAGUUGCUCUAAAACUAACGUAUCAGAAUCUUCAAUGAAGGGAGUAAUAGGUACGUCUGGAGAUGAUCUAGAGCUAAUGGAAAAUAUGUCGGAAAACGAUCAAUUUAGAAUUACAGACACAAGUUCAUCAAAUAGAACAAAAAUCAAAACAUCAUCUUCUGGAAAACCAAUUUUACCCAAAUGGAAAUCAUUGAAUCACAGGACCGAAGAUAACACUGUAGUUGAUACAAAUAAAAUAACUGACAAAGAUUCUAUUGAGAAGGCAAUAGAUGACAUUAUUCAAAGUGAGGCUGAUUCUGAUAAAGAAUCAGUAGAAAGCAAACAGAAAAAUAACAAUUCCAAUUUGAAUAUGAAUUCAGACGAGGAAAAAACAGACGAAACAAACAACCUCCAACAACUUGACAUUAAAAUUAUUGAAUCUACUAAUGGUAAUACAGAGUAUUGUAAACUGGUCGAUAACGAGUUGCAGACCAAUCCAAUGACUCAAUGUAAAGCAUCGCUAGAUAUUAAAUUUGAAAUUACAAGUGGAACAGCUGGGGGAUAUCGUGUAAGAAAAAAUGGUGACAGCUGGCAAAUGCAGGUAAAAACAAAAAUUGGGACGGACAAUGAAGUAACGGAUGUACAUGGAGAGCAAAUUUGGAAAAACAUGCAAGAAGACGAAUCAGAAAGGCUGAACAAUAUAUAUUCUAUUUUCAAUGAUGUGAUUGAAACUAUAGAAAAUAAAAAGCUAUAUGGGGAGAAAGAUAUUGCGCUGUACAGCGAUGAAAAAUUAUAAGUAAGGACCUUUAUUGAUAGCUAAGGGAGCAUGCAUUUUGUAAUCUUUAUUCCAUGUUUCCAUGCCUUGUCUACUUUAGGGCAUCUUGUUUUGAUUUGUUUAAACACUUUUAUAAUGUCUUAUUAAAUUGUCUUUGGCUAAAUUCAAAAGUAUACUGUCUAAUAUCAUUUGAAGUAGCCCUCACGUGGAAGGGAAGUGAAAGGCAAUUUAAAUACCAACGUUGCAUUUAAAGAUAGAUAUGUUAGUCAUCCAUUUAAUUAUUCAUCCAACAUUCCAAAUAUAUUUGCAUUAUUUGCUAUAUAAAUGAUGAGCAUAGGUGACAUUGCAUUGCCUAUUAAUAAGUGUUUAAAAUAGUGUUCAAUAUUCUUAUAUUGUAACUGCAACCAAUAUUUACUUAUUUGCAUCGAUGUUAAGUAUAUUUAACAACUUGCUAAAAAAAUCGAAACAUUACCAAAACUAUUAGCUUCUUAUCUAUUUGGUUCUACAGGUACAAAGAUAUAUCAGCAUAAUUAAACUGUCCAAAGAACCGCUUAUAAUUAUUUCAGGGUUUUUUUAAAAAUCAUAUACUAACAUAAUUAUUUUCUUCCCUAUAAUAAUAUCAGAAUUAGAAUAAUUUGUGAUAAAUGCAAUGGACGUUUGACUAACAUCAUUUUGUGCGCCUUUAAUACCUACUAUUUAUGUCAUUAACUUAUUAAUUUAUGUCACGUUUUUACUUUACAUAUAGUAUUACAUCUAACUUUUAUUACAAUAGUUUUCUAUUCUAGGUAUUCUACAAACAAAAUCAUUUUUCAUAUUACUACAUAUAAUGUGAUAAUUCAAUUAGUGAAAAUGUGCAGGUAUCUUGCACAAUUUUCUUCGAUAUGAUUUGCGGAUUAGAUCAUACCUUUUUUCAAUAAAAAUGCAUCUUUUUAAACAUAUUAUAUAUUUAAGUUGAAUGUUUAUUUCAAGAUCGUGGCGAAAUUAAAUCCUUGAAAUUUUGAUAAUUGCACAAUGUUACAAAUUAUUAAAAAUUGUUUUAUAUGAUACAUUUUUAUGUACAGUCAUAGCUUUAUUUCAGCAUAAACAUGUGUGAUGUAUUAAUAACUAAACAUUUUCAUGCAAACUUCAAACUUAUAAAACUAAAACCAAAUAUCAGACACAGCAUAAACUAUAUAGUUAUAUAUCUGGAACAAAGUCAACAAAGAUCGGGCAACAUUGACUGUAUCUGGAAAAAAUUCAGGCGGAAUCAGACGAGAUUCCAUGCAUCUGGAACACAUUUAGGUGGAAUAAGACGACAUUCAAAGUACAGUUUUAUUUGAAACAUAUACAGGCAAGAAAAGACACCAAUCCAUGUUCCUGAAACAAAUACAGUCGAGUGCAGGCAACAAAAUCUGGAAAAUGUUCCGAAGAAAUAAGCUCUGAAGCAUGCUCUGGAGGAAUCAAACAAUACAGGAGAAGCUGAUUGUCAGCCUAAGCAUGACAUCUAGACUUGUUAUCGUGUAAACAUUGCUUAAAAGCCCAAUAAUGCUUUUGCUUGUAUUUUUAUUUCACAAAUUUUAAAGCUUUUUAAUGUUGGUGCAUUUUUAUUUUAUCCACAAAGUUACACUUUGGACAAUUAUCUCAACCAUCUUUUUUUCAUCGGUUGCUUGUUGGCAAUAAGUACUAUUAUAGUGAUUUAGUAUUUUGUACGGAAAUCAAAAUACUACUUUGAUUACAUUUUGCUACUUUUGUGACAAAUUGUUUCACAUUUUAUGGCCUUUUCGUCAGGUAACAAUUAUCUAAUAUUCUCUAAACCAUUAUUUCAACAUUAUCAAAUUCAUGUUUGCCCUUGCUAAAGAAGUAAACGUUUAUUUGUCUCUGAGGCAUAAUGUGCCUUUAAAACUUUUUCUAAAAUGAUUUUCCAUUUUUUUGUACUUACAUGUCAUUACUUACUACAAUUACAUGUUCAAUAAAAUCUAACUGUGAUUAAA